Messenger RNA from Arabis nemorensis, 267 nucleotides. The record is from the annotation of a GenBank genome assembly. NCBI's taxonomy places the organism in Eukaryota, Viridiplantae, Streptophyta, Magnoliopsida, Brassicales, Brassicaceae.
AUGAAUGAUUCGGAUGAAGACGAUAUUCCAAAACGAAGGAAACAAAAGAAAAAGUCAUCUCAACAGACGCUCAAAGAACGAUACGAGUUAGGAGAUCCAGAGGUUGGCCUUCUUGGAGAACCCAAUGGAAAUAAUUUUGAAUACUAUGUCUUGUAUUCAAAUAAAUCAGCCCCAACAACUCCUGAGCCCGAAGAUGUCAAAGAUUGCUACAUGUUUGGUCCGAUAUCCUCUCAAGGGUCGAUCUUCCCAUCCCGAGAGUUUGAGUAA